GGAUCUGAACCAAUCAAUCGCCCUGUGCACAGAAUCGCAACGCCAAAACGCUCGUCUUUGCUACGUCGCCUCCUUCCGCAUCCUCGCGAUCCAACGCGCCCUGCCUUUCAGCGUCGAGAGUCUCAAACGCCUUGCGCUCCACUGCCUGGACCUCAGUCUGUGCAGAGAGAGGCGAGCUCUGGUCCGGGAGGCCAUGCCGCGCAGAUGACCCCGGCAGCAACAGAGUUCCCCUAUUUGUACGAAACAAGUUGAGUUUGCGCCGGCUUCGACUAGCGAUCCAUCAUGGGCGGCCUUCUCUUACUCGUCGGCCUAUGCAUUGUCAUGGCAGUGGCGUCGUUCCUAGCCGGAGCCCUGCCACUGUCGAUGACACUUUCACAAUCACAGCUUCGAUUAAUAUCUAGCAUUGGAGUUGGCGUGUUGGUUGGAACAUCUCUUGUCGUUAUUAUACCCGAGGGCAUCGAAACCGCAGUCACGCCUGCAGAAGCCUCUCAUCUUCACAAAGUACGGAGCCUAGUUCGGAGAUCACCAUGGGCCCUUGGAAUCGACCCUCGAAAUAUCAUUGAAACAUUCCCCGUUGUGCAGACCACCGCCCCCCGAGAUACGAUAUUAAGUGGCGACCUGGCUAGCAUUUCACCACGGAUCGAAAUUUCACAGAGCUAUCAAGCUAUAAAAAGACGGGAUGAUGGGGAGGAGCAAUCGCAGGAACCGUCCCAGCCUGCUCCGGAGCAGGAAGAACACGAACACAAAGAAAACGAAACGGCGCACACGCACAGUCAUGAGGUUCCAACGCUGGAAAUUGGAUUCUCCAUGAUUGCUGGCUUCAUUCUGAUGUUCCUCAUCGACAGGCUUCCCAGACAUGCUACUGAGAGCCUGCGGUCUGGACCAGAGACUCGCCAUAUGAGCUUGGACGAUCUUGGAGGGGGGGAUACGGCAUCCAUUGACGAAGAGGCGGAUGGCUUCUUGAAUUCUUUGGCGCCGACCCCUCGAAAAGCGCGUAGCUUAGCAACAACCACUGGAUUGGUGAUCCACGCCGCAGCCGAUGGUAUCGCCAUGGGAGCAUCUGCAACGUCAUCUAAUAUGCGACUGGGCUUCGUCAUCUUCAUUGCCAUCAUGAUUCACAAGGCCCCCGCUGCCUUUGGCUUGACUUCAGUGCUGCUUAAGCAAGGACUAUCAAAGCGGGCAGCUCGAGGUCACUUGGUGAUUUUCAGCUUGGCCGCGCCUGUUGGAGCUUUGUCAACAUGGAUCAUGAUCACGCUGCUUGGUGGCGAUCACUUGCAGGGGAAUUCAGGUCAAUGGUGGACGGGCAUGCUUCUACUGUUCUCGGGGGGAACGUUUUUAUACGUUGCGAUGCAGGCUAUGCAAGAGGACACCGGCGCUCAUAGCCACGAUCACGGCUCCGGCAUGAAUGGCUACUCGGAUGGCAACUCUGCACAUCAGCGAAAGGCAAAGGGCCCUCAAAUGCGAGACACGAUUGCCACGGUUGUGGGUAUGGGGAUUCCACUUCUCGCGCAACUUGGCCACUAGAGAUGCCGCUAAAUACGAUUUGCACGCAUACACCGCGUAUCAAAAGUACCCAGCAGAAAGGGGGUGUGUUUCAAUUGUUUCUAUGAUUCCAAAACAGCAUUUACUACGGGAUGAUCUACUACAGAUGUAGACGGGCUUGUGGAUAGUUUAGGUAUAGAGUUAUCAUAUCUUUGAGGGUUGAAAUAGUUGGUCGCUUUUGGGCUUAUCAUGCGCAGCAUAUAAUUACAUAGAGCACGAUACCUUAGAUGUCUGGCAUAGCUUGGCAGGGACUUAAAAGC
Messenger RNA from Trichoderma asperellum CBS 433.97, 1802 nucleotides. RefSeq lists its product as uncharacterized. Gene Ontology annotation, biological process: zinc ion transport; transmembrane transport. Gene Ontology annotation, molecular function: metal ion transmembrane transporter activity. Lineage: Eukaryota; Fungi; Ascomycota; Sordariomycetes; Hypocreales; Hypocreaceae. Gene Ontology annotation, cellular component: membrane. The record is from RefSeq and is a predicted model, not a curated record.